Hordeum vulgare subsp. vulgare (domesticated barley) is the source of this 1981-nucleotide messenger RNA. RefSeq lists its product as uncharacterized. The transcript is spliced from 6 exons. Lineage: Eukaryota; Viridiplantae; Streptophyta; Magnoliopsida; Poales; Poaceae. Bases 664 to 1695 code for a protein of 343 amino acids. The record is from RefSeq and is a predicted model, not a curated record.
UCGUCAGCGGUUUUGCAAAAAAGUCCUUCUGUUUUCGGCUAUUCAACCCGCGGUCCUUUUGUGAGUUAAAAAACGUUCCCAUCUACCCUAUCCGCACGAGAACACGACGCCGGUGCCAAGGAGGAGGAGGAGGAGGUGGUGGACGAGGAGAUCGCCGCGGACUCCGACGGCGCUGCGGUCCCCGUCCGGCACGUCUCCGGCGGGUACGCCCCCUCGCCCUUCUUCCCCGACUCGGACUUCGGGGGCAGGGACGACGACGGCCCCGUCCUGCCCCCGCUGGCCCCAGUUGCAGUAGAGACGGACUCGCCCUGGAACAACAAGAGCAAGAGUCAAACCUGAUGGCGCUGUGCUCUCUCAUUAGUAGGAUGCCGGCACUCGGUCUCAGGUCGCCGUCGAUGGUCCCCCUUAUGGGGUUCGUCCCCGUCCGGGCGCUGUCGUCGGCGGCGGGUUCUCGGCUUAUCUCCCAUCGAUCCGCGGCAACGGUAGAUCGCUUGCGUCCGGAUAUUUAUUCUGAAGAUGAGAUGGCUAGAGUACGGGAGACAAUAAAACGCCUGCGCGCAAAGGCUGACCAGAUCCGCAUUGAGUCAAAGAAAAAGUACGCCGAGGGCUUGAAGAUGAUUGAGAUGACCGACCAAGUCAUGGCUACAGCUGAAGCUUCUUAUAAUGAAGCCGCAAGGCGGAUCGGUUGCUCCAAUCUGCAAUCCAAAGGGCUUGUCCUCCCAGCAAGAUGAUGGUUCUCAAGGUGUCAAAGUGAUACCAUCAUUGGAUGACCUUCUAGAGGAUAUCUGUCGACGUAUUCAUGCCCGAAUGCCACUGCGAGACGCUGCCCACUUGGGUUGUGCAUCACACACAUUUUGGAGAUCAUGGAGAUGCUAUCCCAACCUUGACUUACGUCAGAAAACACUAGGUUUGGAUGGAGAUCACAUCAGCAAAGUUGACCAUAUUCUGAAAAAUCACUCGGGCAUUGGCAUGAAGAAACUAAGGAUUGAACUUUUUGACUGUGACAAGGUUGAUUCCUGUUAUAUCAGUAGUUGGCUUCGUAUUGCUGUUACAGCAGGAAUUGAAGAACUCACCCUUUAUCUGCCAGCUGUCCCUGAGGACGAAGCAUACUACAGUUUCCCAUGCUCGCUUUUAUUUAAUGGGAGUGAAAACUCGAUUCGGUAUCUUGACAUAGGCAUCUGUGCCUUUCGUCCCACGGUUGGGCUUGGUCACUGGAGAAGCUUGACAAUCUUAUAUCUGAGGAAUGUGCUGAUUGCUAACAAUCAGCUAGAGGGCCUUCUUUACAAUUGUGCUGCAUUGGAGCAUUUGGGACUCCUGAAUUGCCCUGAGAUAGUUUGCUUGAAGAUACCUUGUCUGAUGCGGCGGCUUAGGGUCCUGAGAUUGACUGUAUGCAGAAAUCUGCAAAUGAUAGACAACAGUGCUCCAAAUAUCUUCAUUUUUGACUUCUCUGGUAGCUUAGUAUCAAUUUCAUUAGGAAGUGCAUUGCAAGUAAAUAAUGUGUGCAUGGAGUGUUUAGAAUUCGGUCAGUCCAACAUCGUCUUGCAUGCUCGGACCAAGCUUCUAACCUAUGCGCCAAAUGUUGAAACGCUUGUCAUAUCCUCGCUUAAUGAGGUAUAUUCUGAACGUUUAGAUGAGUAUAAGGGGUUGGGCAUCAUGGCCCGACGACGACAGGGUCAACGGGGAGCUCAAGUGUGAGAAAUGGACUGGGGAUGAUCGCGCCAAGUCAGAGGAAUAAUCAUCAAACGUAAAUGCCUGCUCGACAGCUUGAUCGGCAAGCCGGGGAGGAGCUUCAAGGCAACAUGGCUAGCAGGCUUCACGCCAACACAUUCUACGGUUUUCUUCCCAUAUCUAAAGUUAUUUAUGUAAGAAAUCUUGACAAUUUACUGGACGUCCAAUCUCUAUAAGAUGGGCAUUGCUUGAUUCCCUAUUUGAUGUAAAUCCAUGAACAAAUAAGUUUAUGAACAUGUUCCUAUUUGCUCCA